AUGAUUGAUGCACGGAGAAUGUUCGAUCAUAUGCUUGAGAAGAAUAUUUAUUCUUGGCAUUUGAUGAUUAAUGGGUAUGCGGAUAAUGGGUUAGGAGAUGAUGGGUUGCAAAUGUUUGAGGUGAUGAGGGAGAAAGGGUUGCAACCCAAUUCCGAAACUUUUGUUGCAGUAAUCUCAACUUGCGCUAGUGCAGAUGCAGUGGAAGAAGCAUUUAUACAUUUUGAGUCGAUGAAAACUGAGUAUGGAAUUUCUGCUGGGUUGGACCAUUAUAUGGGAGUUCUGGAUGUGCUUGGAAAAUGUGGUCAUCUCAAUGAAGCAAUUGAUUAUAUUGAGAAGCUCCUGUUUGAGCCUACAGUGCUGGUUUGGGAGGCUUUGAAAAGUUAUGCUCGGAUUCAUGGAGAUUUUGACCUUGAAGAUCAUGUGGAGGAGUUAAUGGUUGUUCUUGACCCAUCAAGGGCUGUUGUGAAUAAGAUCCCAACUCCACCGCCCAAAACGCGUGCUGCCAUUAGCAUGCUUGAUGGCAAGAACAGAAUCAGUGAGUUUAAAAAUCCAACACUCUACCAGGAUGAUGAGAAGUUAAAGGCUCUUGCUGCGAUGAAAGGAUGA
Molecule: messenger RNA, 606 nt
Organism: Pyrus x bretschneideri (Chinese white pear)
Lineage: Eukaryota; Viridiplantae; Streptophyta; Magnoliopsida; Rosales; Rosaceae
Product: pentatricopeptide repeat-containing protein At2g15690, mitochondrial-like
Exons: 1
Coding region: 1-606 (201 amino acids)
Biological process (GO): RNA modification
Molecular function (GO): protein binding; RNA binding
Source: RefSeq, a predicted model, not a curated record